Trematomus bernacchii (emerald rockcod) is the source of this 858-nucleotide messenger RNA. RefSeq names its product secretory calcium-binding phosphoprotein 9 (gene scpp9). The transcript is spliced from 8 exons. The coding region runs from base 70 to 714 and encodes 214 amino acids. Lineage: Eukaryota; Metazoa; Chordata; Actinopteri; Perciformes; Nototheniidae. The record is from RefSeq and is a predicted model, not a curated record.
CUCCUUACAACAUUUGUUGCAACCAUCUGCUGUGUCAAUGCAGGCAAGACACAGAAGUUGUUGGCAGCUAUGCUUGGUAUGAACCCUGGGAUGAUGGCUGGUAUGAACGGAGGAAUGGCAAACGGAGUGGUGAACCCUGGGAUACUGGCUGGAGGCCUGAACCCUGGGAUGAUGGCAGGUAUGAACCCUGGGAUGAUGGCAGGUAUGAACCCUGGGAUGUUCGCUGGUAUGAACCCUGGGAUGAUGGCAGGUAUGAACCCUGGGAUGUUGGCUGGUAUGAACGGAGGAAUGGCAAACGGAGUGGUGAACCCCCGGUUAAUGGCUGGAGGCCUGAACCCUGCCAUGGUAGCUGGUGGAGGGGCAGGUUUCAUCGGGCAGCCGCAGUUCGUCCAGUUUGUUCAACGAGUUCCUGCUUUUGCUGCUCCAGCCCCUAUUGCCAAUGUGUACGCUGUCCCUGCAGUCAAUAGGUUUCCCUUCAUGGGAGUGCCUCAAGGGGCACAAAUGAAUCCUCCUCAGCAGCCUCAGAUGGGGGUCCCAGGUGGCGCCAUGCAACAGCAGGUUCCCCUUCAGGCUGAUCCAUUCAGAAGAUUCAGGCGUCAGAAUAUGAAACAAGACAACACCUUGAAGGCCACUGUGGAUACCCAGAUUCCAGCUCCCAUUGAAGCUACUACAACCACUCCCUGUGAGGGGGGAGUUCGUCAUGAAGAUUAUUAAGAUGACAGUGAUACAUUUUAAUCAGAUAUGCAAGAAGUAUCAAAAUGAUAAUAAAACUUGAUUUGUAUGAUUUUGUCUCGACCAAUGACAAUGGAAUCUGUUUGUCUUAUUAAUUAUUAUAAGACUUUAGACUAACUUAAUGAA